AUGUCCGAGUCUGUGGUGGCUUCAGCAGCAUCAGUGGCUAGCCCUGAUGAUCAGCUCACUUGUGGCAUUGCUGGAUCAAUGGGUUCCGAGGAGAAAGUGUACGGCGGCUGCGAUGGUCCAGACGCGAUGUAUGUGAAGCUCGUCUCAUCAGAUGGGCACGAGUUCAUUGUGAAGCGGGAGCACGCCCUGACCUCGGGGACCAUCAAGGCCAUGCUCAGUGGGCCUGGCCAGUUCGCGGAGAAUGAGGCCAAUGAAGUCAACUUCAGGGAGAUCCCAUCCCACGUGCUCCAGAAGGUGUGCAUGUACUUUACGUACAAAGUGCGCUACACGAACUCCUCCACGGAAAUACCAGAGUUCCCGAUCGCGCCCGAAAUCGCUCUGGAAUUGCUGAUGGCCGCCAAUUUCCUAGACUGU
Messenger RNA from Iphiclides podalirius (scarce swallowtail), 414 nucleotides. The record is from the annotation of a GenBank genome assembly. NCBI's taxonomy places the organism in Eukaryota, Metazoa, Arthropoda, Insecta, Lepidoptera, Papilionidae.